AUGAUCAAGUUUAUCGUACAACUUCUUUUCUUCUACAUUGUGCUAGCUACACUAGCUACAGCCAGACCUUACCAUGAUGGUCUGACAAGUGGCACAAUCUUGAGUAAUGGAGGUGGUAACCUUGAUAAUAACUAUCUUUUCGCUGUGCCAGCUGGAGGAAGUGCAGCUUAUUCACCGUACUAUGCUACUGGAUUCUUUGGAUAA
Bursaphelenchus okinawaensis is the source of this 204-nucleotide messenger RNA. Lineage: Eukaryota; Metazoa; Nematoda; Chromadorea; Rhabditida; Aphelenchoididae. The record is from the annotation of a GenBank genome assembly.